Molecule: messenger RNA, 183 nt
Organism: Sphaeroforma arctica JP610
Lineage: Eukaryota; Ichthyosporea; Ichthyophonida
Exons: 1
Source: RefSeq, a predicted model, not a curated record
AUGGAUGUAGGAUCAAACACAAACAAGCAGUCCUCAUCGGGUUCAGUUCCUAUGGUGAUACGGUACUUGGUCACUUCGCUGGUGAAGCUCUGUGUUGAUGCCAGCGUAUACGCACGCGCACGACCACGACACGGAGAGGGAGACGGCAGCACACCAUUGGGCGAGUGGGAGAAGGUCACUGUG